AAGAGACCAAGCAAGCACGAGAGAGAGCGUUCCCGCCCCCAGACAGCCGGUCGCCGUGGAGCAGGGACGACGAGGCGGAUCUUCAAGUAUCUUCAUUUUAGUUUUCUGUGCUGACCUUAUUCCUCCCUUAAGUUAUUAUAUACUUUUUUGCUGCUGUGUGGAAACAGAGAUGUCUCGCAGCCCAGAUGUGAAGGAAGACCCUGUGGAAUGCCCCCUUUGCAUGGAGCCUCUGGAGAUAGAUGAUAUAAACUUCUUCCCGUGCACCUGUGGUUACCAGAUCUGUCGCUUCUGUUGGCAUCGUAUUCGCACUGAUGAGAAUGGGCUUUGUCCUGCUUGCAGAAAGCCAUAUCCAGAAGAUCCAGCAGUGUAUAAACCACUCUCUCAAGAAGAGCUACAAAGGAUAAAAAAUGAAAAGAAACAGAAGCAAAAUGAGAGAAAACAGAAAAUAUCAGAGAAUCGUAAACAUCUGGCCAGUGUACGGGUUGUACAGAAGAAUCUUGUCUUUGUAGUAGGCUUAUCCCAGCGCCUAGCAGAUCCAGAGGUUUUGAAAAGGCCAGAAUAUUUUGGGAAAUUUGGUAAAAUACACAAAGUUGUAAUCAACAACAGCACAUCAUAUGCAGGCUCACAGGGUCCAAGUGCAAGUGCAUAUGUAACCUACAUCCGGUCAGAAGAUGCACUCAGAGCCAUACAGUGUGUCAAUAAUGUGGUGGUAGAUGGAAGAACGCUUAAGGCAUCUUUAGGUACCACAAAAUACUGCAGUUAUUUUCUGAAGAACAUGCAGUGUCCAAAACCAGACUGUAUGUAUCUACAUGAACUAGGGGACGAAGCGGCCAGUUUCACAAAAGAAGAGAUGCAGGCUGGCAAGCAUCAGGAAUAUGAACAGAAGUUACUCCAAGAACUGUACAAGUUAAACCCCAACUUCCUCCAGUUGUCUACAAAUGCAGUUGACAAGAAUAAGAACAAAGUGACUUCACUACAGAGGUAUGAUGUACCCAACAGUAAUAACAAAGAUGCCUGGCCAUCAUUACAGAGUUCAAGUAAAUCAGUCAACGGCUUAACAAUGGAACACAGGAAAACGCCACCUAUUUUAGAAAAUGGCACAGACCCAGAACACAUGACUCCAGAUGGUCCAGAUUCAGAUUUCGGCCCUGUCGACAAACCUUCAGAUUCUCUCAGUAUAGGAAACUGCGAUAAUUUACAACAGAUAUCAAAUAGUGACACACCUUCACCACCACCCGGUUUAUCAAAAUCCAAUUCGGUCAUCCCCAUCAGUUCAUCAAAUCACAGUGCACGGUCUCCGUUUGAAGGGGCUAUAACAGAGUCACAGUCUCUCUUCUCGGACAACUUCCGGCACCCCAACCCGAUUCCAAGUGGACUCCCCCCAUUUCCCAGCUCCCCACAGACUUCGAAUGACUGGCCCAUGGCACCAGAGCCACAGAGCCUCUUCACAUCAGAAACCAUCCCAGUAUCAUCCUCUACAGACUGGCAAGCGGCGUUUGGAUUUGGUUCUUCCAAACAGCAAGAAGAUGACUUGGGGUUUGAUCCCUUCGAUAUCACCCGCAAAGCCUUAGCAGACCUGAUCGAGAAGGAACUGUCGGUCCAAGACCAACCCUCCCUCUCGCCCACGUCUCUCCAGAACCCUUCCCCACACACUACAACCGCCAAAGGGUCAGGCUCUGGAUUUCUGCAUCCUGCUGCGCCUGCAAAUGCCAACUCUCUCAAUAGCACAUUUUCAGUCUUGCCACAGAGGUUCCCACAGUUUCAACAGCAUCGAGCAGUUUACAACUCCUUCAGCUUUCCAGGCCAAGCAGCUCGCUAUCCUUGGAUGGCCUUCCCACGUAAUAACAUCAUGCACUUGAACCACACGGGAAAUCCCCCUUCAAAUAGUAAUUUUUUGGACUUGAAUCUCCCACCACAACACAGCACAGGUCUAGGAGGGAUCCCUAUAGCAGACAACAACAGUUCUGUAGAGAGUUUAAAUAUGAAGGAAUGGCAGGACGGGCUAAGGGCACUUCUACCGAACAUUAACAUCAACUUUGGUGGACUGCCCAAUGCUACUUCCCCCUCCAACGCCAACCACAGUGUACCAACGUCCAACACUGCCACCACCGACAGCCUGAAUUGGGACAGCCCUGGCAGCUGGAUGGACCCCGCAAUCAUCACAGGUAUCCCAGCCUCCGCUGGAAACAGUUUAGACUCCAUUCAAGACGACAAUCCACCACACUGGCUAAAAUCUCUUCAGGCUCUCACAGAGAUGGAUGGCCCCAGUGCUGCCCCGACACAGACCCCCCACAGUAACCCCUUCAGCACACAGAUUCCUCUGCACAGAGCCAGUUGGAAUCCCUACUCACCUCCUUCAAACCCUGCCAGUUUCCACUCUCCUCCCCCUGGCUUUCAGACAGCUUUCAGACCCCCCAGCAAACCCCCCACAGAUCUACUACAGAGCUCAGCGCUGGAUCGUCAUUAGGAAAAGUUCAAAAACAUUAGAAAUGCAGGAAUUGCCCCACCCAGACUUCCUACACAUACCCAUGGCCCCUCCUCCAUAUCUUUCUUUCUGAAGAAUCCAGUUCCUGAUCAAAACUCUUUCCCACCAGCCCCCAAAUGCAAUGCAAUCGCAGGGUCGUAACCAUAUCUUUUUUUUUGUUAAGUUUCUGCUGAGUCAGUGUUUGAAAUGCACUGCUUAAAAACUAUUUCUUUAAAUACACUAAGGGAAAAAGAGAGAGAGAGAGAGAAAUCAAAGUGCAUAAAACGAGAAUAUUUUCAUAAAUCUUUUGCACAUAAUUACUUCAGCCUAGCAGAAAAGGUCAAGUUGACAGUAGGAAAAAAAUAAUAUAAAAUUCAGAAUCAAAUGCAGAGAUGUAAAAGCCAUUUAAUUUAAACGAGAUUCAAGAUAUGGGGAGAAGCAGUGGCCUAGCAUUUAUUUUGCAAUCUGUGUGUCAAUAUACAGGGAAAUAGCUUUUUUUCUCUCUUGGAACGGUGGGACAAUAUUGUCAGUAAGAGCUUUGUCAUGAAGUAGGUUGAAGGACAAUUUGCCUGUAGAAAUAACUGACAUGUUGCUAAGAAGAGGUUUAACAGAGGGUAUUUCUUUUAAUUUUGGCUUUAGAUUUCAAGUAAACGUAAUGUUUUAAAAAUAUUCACAGAUUUAAUACCUAGCAUAUACAUGAUAUAAUAAGCAGCUGAAACACGAGUGAUAUUUACUUCAGUCUUUCUGUCUCCUUGUCAGUCUCUCUUUCUUUUCCUUUUUUUUUUUUUAAAAAAAUCCACUUGAUUAAGGCACUCUGGGAUAGCACUGCAUUGGGGCCACAUGAUCACCAUCAGGAGCGCAACCUUUAACGACCUCUGCCUGCAGCUUUUACUUAACCUUGUAGUUUCUGGACGUUUGUGCAGUAUUGAAAGACAGGGAAAAAAAGAAAACAUGAAAUUAAACAUGGUUAUAACCUGACGCUAAAACUAAAAACAAGGAAAUGUACCUCUUUCUUCAGAAUUAAAACUAAAAUCUUAAAUAAAACAGAAAACUUGAUGACAGCC
Molecule: messenger RNA, 3528 nt
Organism: Elgaria multicarinata webbii
Lineage: Eukaryota; Metazoa; Chordata; Lepidosauria; Squamata; Anguidae
Gene: CNOT4
Product: CCR4-NOT transcription complex subunit 4
Exons: 13
Coding region: 170-2467 (765 amino acids)
Biological process (GO): protein ubiquitination
Cellular component (GO): CCR4-NOT complex
Molecular function (GO): metal ion binding; ubiquitin-protein transferase activity; RNA binding
Source: RefSeq, a predicted model, not a curated record